AUGCAGUGCCUACCUUCUGCCCGGUUCUUUCCUAACGACUCCUUCGGACAGCCCCAUCGCUCAGGGUCAGAUCCGCUAAGAUUCUCUCUAAGUCUCAGCGUUUCAGACGCACGUUAUCCGAGCAGCUGUCGAAGCCCAUAUCUUUCCCCGCCUAUGUCAGGCUCUCCGCCUCCAGAGUUUAGAUCUGACGUAUCUCAUGGACUAAGACAUGCAGGGCGACCAAACUCGCCAGCAUCAAACCUGAAAUAUCCCGAGUCGCAUCAUGAUUACCAAGGUCAUCAUAUGAACGGGGGACAGGGGAUGGUCCACGAUCCGAGACAGUCGCAGAUGUCAAAUCAGCAGUACGGGCUUCCGUCUGUGAACGAUAUCCGCCCACCACAUCUACUACCAGCAUUUGGAGCACCGAAUACUAUUUCCCCACGGACGACAACGCUUCCCCCGCGAUCAACACGCAGAGCAAAAGCUCAUGUUGCAUCUGCUUGUGUCAAUUGCAAGCGAAAACAUCUAGGAUGUGAUUCGGCGCGGCCUUGUCGAAGAUGUGUCGUUGCAGGUAAAGAAGAAUCUUGUGUGGACGUAACACAUAAGCGCCGUGGUCGGCCUCCUUUGAAGGCGGAAGAGGGCCCUAUUCGUACUUACGAAUCAACCUUUGGGCAACCAGGAAUUCUGCGAGUGUCACAGCAUUCCUCCACCAUUAUGGGUCCUGCCCGAGGACAUAAGAGAAAUCCGUCGUCCAGAGAAAUCAGACCCAGCACAGAUUUCAGUCACUCCCACGGUGGAGCCUCGAAUGAAGGAGAAAGGAGGAUGGGAUCGAGCCCGACAGCUACGAUGCAGCCUCCAAUGUGGACACCUCCAAUCUUGCCAUCUCCGUCCCCCUUCACAGCUGGUAACGUGCCAACACGGCGACCAGCAUCAAGCGGUCAACAACCAACGCCCCAGGCUCCCGCCCAUGAGUACCAGACACGGGAAAGUCAACUACAAAGACCAAUGGGCCGGUUAUCACCAAUGCAUUCGUUUCCAGGAGAGGGGCCACGGGCGUCUUGUUCGCCACACAUGGCCUAUAAACCAAGAAGCCCAACUGACUCAUCCUCGUUCUCAAGCCCCGGACCAUCAUCUGGAGGCUGGCCAGCCUGCUAUCAGCCCUCCGAUCAAGGAUUAGCCUCCUUUAAACUUCCUCCUAUUUUGGGUAGAGGCUCAGAUAUUCCGCCUCCAAAGGAUGUUGCACCACCUAGACGAUUUCCCUCAUUGCCAUGGCUGGAAACGGAGCAACGACACCAUCCCGCUGCCUCUGACCGCACUAUCUCUACCUCCGAUUCUUCAAAUCCUCUCUCUCCAUUCCGCCGCGGAUCCGUGCUCAGCAACUCUGCCCACGUCUCGCCUACUUCUCCAGUAUCUCUUCCCCCCUUGCGCACCACGGGACUACAGAAAGCACCGGCUGAUCAACUACAAACUCCAAUAGAAGACAGCCAGAAGGAAGGGGACAAUCGGCCCGCCAAGCGCCUGAGAAUGGAACUGGGCGAGAUGGUCAAUGAUUAA
Molecule: messenger RNA, 1533 nt
Organism: Nannizzia gypsea CBS 118893
Lineage: Eukaryota; Fungi; Ascomycota; Eurotiomycetes; Onygenales; Arthrodermataceae
Exons: 2
Coding region: 1-1533 (510 amino acids)
Biological process (GO): regulation of DNA-templated transcription
Molecular function (GO): zinc ion binding; DNA-binding transcription factor activity, RNA polymerase II-specific
Source: RefSeq, a predicted model, not a curated record